This is a messenger RNA of Hydra vulgaris (swiftwater hydra), 598 nucleotides long. Its product is annotated as actin-related protein 2/3 complex subunit 5-A. The record is from RefSeq and is a predicted model, not a curated record. Lineage: Eukaryota; Metazoa; Cnidaria; Hydrozoa; Anthoathecata; Hydridae. Gene Ontology annotation, cellular component: Arp2/3 protein complex; actin cytoskeleton; cytoplasm. Gene Ontology annotation, molecular function: actin filament binding. Gene Ontology annotation, biological process: regulation of actin filament polymerization; cell migration; Arp2/3 complex-mediated actin nucleation.
AGCAUAAAAUUAUUUUUGAACUUCAAAAACUUAUAAAAUGUCAAAAUCAUCUCAAUCAACUAAUUUCCGUGCUGUUGAUAUUGAUGAAUUAGAUGAAGAAAGAUAUCAAGAUGAUGCUAAUGAUGUCCCAACACAAAUUGGACCAGAUGAAAAUGAAAUACAGAAUUUACUGAAUGUAAAGAAAACAGCUGAAGCUUUAAAGUUGCUACUUGAGCAACCUCCAUUUAAUGCUGGUGCACCAGAAAAGGCUCGUGUCUUUCAGCUAAUGGUUCGAGUUCUCUCUCAAACCAAGUCUACUGAAAUUGAUAGCAUAGUACAACAAUUAUCACAGACACAGGUUGAUACCUUACUUAAAUACAUUUACAAAGGAUUCAAUGAACCUACAGAUAGUUUAUGUGGAGUUUUGCUAAACUGGCAUGAAAAGGUGUUUGCUGCAACUGGUUUAGGUGGAAUUAUGCGCGUGAUGACAAGCCGUACCUCGGUGUAAAUCUUUUUUCUUAAGAUGAAUUAAUGUAUGAGAUAACUCUGACAAAACGGUGUUUAAUUGUCAGCAGAAUUGUAAAAAAGUUUGUUUUUAAAACCAAUUCUGUUUUUUGUA